AUGGAAAGCGACAUUGGGCUCCAUUACAUUGGAAUUGAUGUAGGCACUGGCAGUGCGCGUGCCUGCGUCAUUGAUUAUCAGGGCAAUAUUGUCGGUCUCGCUUCCCAAAGCAUCAAAACAUGGCAACCACACCCGGAAUUCUACGAGCAAUCAACUGCAGACAUCUGGAGUAGCAUUUGCACGGUAGUCAAGCAAGCUAUUCAAGAAGGAGACGUACCACCAUCCAGUAUCCAAGGUCUUGCUUUCGAUGCCACAUGCUCUCUGGCUGUGUUCAACAAAGAGACCAACAGUCCAGUCUCUGUGAGUGGCUCGGGAGGCAGUGGCGACCAGAACGUGAUUCUAUGGCUGGACCACCGCGCAGUGGCAGAGACGAAGACCAUUAAUGCGACCGGUCACCCUGUGCUCCAGUAUGUGGGAGGCGGCAUGUCAGUCGAAAUGGAGAUGCCCAAGAUCCUUUGGCUGAAGAACCAUAUGGAUGCGAGCAAGUUUCGGGACUGCGAGUUCUACGAUCUGGCAGAUGCCCUCACCCAUCUAGCGACCGGAGAAAAGGCUCGAAGCUACUGCAGCGUAAUUUGCAAGCAGGGCUAUCUUCCAGCCGGCACAGACUACGGCGAAGAGGGGUGGCAGCUGGAUUUUCUGAAGCAGAUUGGCCUUGGGGAUCUUGCCACCGACAAUUAUUCUCAAAUUGGUGGUAUAAAUGGCAAGAACGGCCAAUAUCUUAGUGCGGGCCAGCGCGUUGGACCUCUGAGUGAAAAGGCGGCUAUGGAGUUAGGGCUCUCACCCGGCAUCGCUGUUGGUAGCGGAGUCAUUGACGCCUACGCAGGCUGGAUAGGCACAGUUGGUGCCAAAGUUGACCUUGGACUGGAUGGUGCAAUCGACGACAGAGAACAUGUUUCGCACCGGUUGGCAUUAGUUGCUGGAACAUCCACCUGUCACCUGGCAAUGACGAAUAAUGAGUUAUUCGUUCCCGGGAUCUGGGGCCCGUAUCGGGAUGUCCUUUUCUCUGGGGCGUAUGUUGUUGAAGGAGGCCAGUCGGCAACCGGUGAACUCAUCCGACAUGUUGUUGAGAGCCACCCCGCAUACUCGACAGUAGCCACAGAAGCAAAGAAUGCUGGAAUUUCAAUUUACGAUUUUCUGAACGACUACCUGCGUGAAGAGGCAAAGCAUAGCGGAUAUGCCCAUGUGUCUGAACUGGCUAAGCAUUUCUUUUUCUACGGUGAUCUCUGGGGCAAUCGCUCACCCAUUGCCGACCCGCAAAUGAGCGGCGCGGUCAUUGGGCUGAGAAGUGACGCCUCCACGAAAAGUCUCGCUCUCCAUUACUACGGUGUCUUGGAGUUUAUAGCGUUGCAAACACGUCAGAUUGUGGAUACUAUGAAUGAACACGGGUAUCAAAUCUCGACGAUUUUCAUGUCCGGGUCACAGACACUCAACGACCUCCUGGUUCGCUUGAUUGCGUCUUGUUGCAAGAUGCCAGUUAUUGUACCGAAAUAUGUCCAUGCUGCUGUCUGUCACGGUACUGCUAUGCUGGCAGCUAUGGCGGCCAGUGAGGGAUCCGGGAAGGAAUCAAAGGAUCUGUGGAGUAUCAUGAGCCAAAUGAGCAAGCCUGGCCGACGGGUGGACCCCACGGCUGACGCAAAUGAGCAAAGGCUCCUCCAGGCCAAAUAUGAGGUGUUCUUGGACAUGUGUUUUAAGCAGCGAGAGUAUAGGGACCUGAUAGAUAAACGAAUAUCCGCGGUAGAGUAG
Molecule: messenger RNA, 1743 nt
Organism: Penicillium concentricum
Lineage: Eukaryota; Fungi; Ascomycota; Eurotiomycetes; Eurotiales; Aspergillaceae
Product: FGGY-family carbohydrate kinase
Exons: 2
Coding region: 1-1743 (580 amino acids)
Biological process (GO): carbohydrate metabolic process
Molecular function (GO): phosphotransferase activity, alcohol group as acceptor; kinase activity
Source: RefSeq, a predicted model, not a curated record